Messenger RNA from Fusarium verticillioides 7600, 156 nucleotides. RefSeq lists its product as hypothetical. NCBI's taxonomy places the organism in Eukaryota, Fungi, Ascomycota, Sordariomycetes, Hypocreales, Nectriaceae. The record is from RefSeq and is a predicted model, not a curated record. Bases 1 to 156 code for a protein of 51 amino acids. The transcript has a single exon.
AUGAAACCUGCUCCUUUUGCAAAAAAUUCGGUGGCUUUCUAUAUUUGCCGACUGCCGCUCGCUGCUGUUUCGCAUGUAUUGAGAAUGCCCCUGAGCUACGCGUUAUCAGCAUGCCCGCCCUGUCGAAGCUCACAAAGCUAUCUGCCAAGCGUUUGA